Molecule: messenger RNA, 1302 nt
Organism: Asparagus officinalis (garden asparagus)
Lineage: Eukaryota; Viridiplantae; Streptophyta; Magnoliopsida; Asparagales; Asparagaceae
Product: putative F-box protein At1g19160
Exons: 3
Coding region: 12-1217 (401 amino acids)
Molecular function (GO): protein binding
Source: RefSeq, a predicted model, not a curated record
ACCUAGCCGACAUGGAGAGCAAGAAGAGCAUCACCCCAUCACAAGUCGAAGAAGACGGCUCCAAGAAGAAGAGGAACAAGAUUCAGCCUGAAACGAAAACUGAAACUUGCUGCUUAUGGCUUCUGCUACCACUUGACAUCAUGGAUGACAUUCUCUCAAGACUACCUGCGAAAUCUGUUGCGAAAUUCCUCUGUGCCUGCAAGCAAUGGCUUUCUCUAACUCACGAUGCCCGUUUCUUGAGAUCACUGCACGCGAGAUCCGCGAGCUACAUAAUUAUUGAUAAACAUAUUUUUAAUGGUAAAGUAGAGCUGUAUGACUUCAGUAUGGGCGAUGCGAGGAAUCCUACGAAGACUUCGUACAGGCUUAAUCUUGGGAGCAACUAUUAUCUGUUAUCAAAUUUUGUCGAUGGCUUGACUUGUCUUCAUUACGGCAGCGGAGGUCCUAAACCUGAUAUAUACUUGUUAAAUCCUAUGACUCGGGAACUUCAGAAACUUCCAAAGAAGAACGGUAGUCAUUGUGGAGCCUAUGUAUAUGAAAGUUUUGGUCUGGGUGUCGACAUGAAUAUGGGGCUAUACAAGAUAGUAAGAUUAUUUUCUCUUGGAAGGCAUCCCACUCAACAUCCUGCACAUUGUGAGAUCUAUACUGUGGGCACUAGAGAAUGGAGGUGCCUUGGUGAAGCUCCUUUUGGAAUGUGGUGUUGUUAUAAGCCUGUUCUCCUUCAUGAAGCCCUUUACUGGAUUGCAAGAGGUAAUCUCCAAGGAGAAGAAAAAGUAUGUCUUUUCAGAUUCAGUAUCAAAGAUGAGAAGUUUGGUUCAGCGAUAUCGCUCCCCCAGCCCUCGUUAUCCUCCCAUAUGUUGUACUCCAGUUUAAAGGAGUCUGGGGGGAAGCUUUGGCUUACAUUCAGUAACCCAACCGAAAGUUACUUUGAGAUAUGGACUAUGAAAGACUAUUUGAAUAAUACAUGGGUCAAAGAAUAUCAAUCCCAUAAUGAUGACCUCUCAAGUUUGCACAAGGUUUAUGAAGGUGAUGUCAUAGAUAUUGUAGAUGGUGAUAUUCUCUUUAAAGACUACAAAACUGGAAGAUGGAAUGUCAUUUCUUAUAAUCUUUGUAGCGGAGCUUCGCACGAGCUCUUCCUUGGUGGAGAGCGAAGUGAUUUUGCUUUUUACAGGGAAAGCCUUAUUUCGCCAAAAGCUGUCGAAGGUAUCUCAAAGAUGUAGAAAACAGGGCGGAGGUGAGAUGCUUGUAUCUGAAGAGCACCAUGGGGAAGCAAGCCUAUCUGAAAUUUUUUCAACUACACCUUGC